Molecule: messenger RNA, 1864 nt
Organism: Saccoglossus kowalevskii
Lineage: Eukaryota; Metazoa; Hemichordata; Enteropneusta; Harrimaniidae
Product: neutral alpha-glucosidase AB-like
Biological process (GO): N-glycan processing; carbohydrate metabolic process
Molecular function (GO): carbohydrate binding; alpha-glucosidase activity
Source: RefSeq, a predicted model, not a curated record
GAUGGCGGCGCCCACGAAUAACAGAUAUAUAAUGAGAUUUCUACUUUUAUUUAUGGUACUAUGGUAUACAGUCCAAACAGUGGACAAAAAUAAUUUUAAGACAUGUCAGCAAAGUAGUUUUUGUAGGCGAAACAGAAAGUUACAGACAGGUGACACCAUGUAUAUUGCACAACUAAAUACCUUGCAAAUAGACAGCUCAUCUAUUAGUCUUAAACUAUUGAACACUAUAGACAACAAAGAAUUACUUUUAGAACUAAUAUCAAUAGAAAACAAUAUAGCAAGGUUGAAAAUAAAUGAAGCUGAUCCAAUAAAUCCAAGAUAUGAAGUACCUGAUGUGUUGGUGGAUGAACCACACUUGACAAAAUUGAAGAUAGAGAAACAGGAUUAUAACUCCAUCGAAAUAUCUCUGGGUGAUAGUGGUAAAUCUACAUUGGUAUUGACAGCUAAUCCAUUUAGAGUAGAUUUCAUGGAGAAUCAGGAAUUAGUGUUAAGUGUCAAUUCCAGAGGAUUAUUAUCGUUUGAGCAUCUUCAGGAAAAAACACCGAAAUUGUUGACACGAGCUGGUAACAUGUUGCAAUCUGCUGUCUCUUCCAUAGUUCAAACAUUUUUACCUGCCAGGGACGAAACUCAGGUAGAAGAAAAAAAUGAGGAGGAUGAAGAACAUGAUGAAGAGGAAAAUGUUGAUAAUGAUGAUAAUGAGGAAGAACUAUUGAAGAAAAAAGAGGAAGAAGAUAAACAAUUAAAAAAUAAACCGCCAAUACCUCGAGAAGAAUCUGAUUUAUGGGAGGAGAAAUUCAAAACUCAUCACGAUUCCAAACCAAAUGGUCCGGAGUCUAUCAGCCUGGACUUCUCCUUUGUUGGAUUUGAUCAUGUUUACGGAAUUCCAGAACAUGCUGACACUUUCGCACUCAAGACAACUACAGAUACUGAUCCCUAUCGUUUAUAUAAUUUAGAUGUAUUUGAAUAUGAGCUGCACAACCCAAUGGCUUUAUAUGGAUCUAUACCAUAUAUGAUAGCACAUAAUACCAAAAGAUCACUUGGUUUGUUUUGGUUAAACUCUGCUGAGACAUGGAUUGAUAUCAGCUCCAACACUGCUGGAAAGACUGUCAUUGGUAAACUGAUGGAUUAUGUGAAGGGUGAGGGCGAUGUUCCACAGACCGACACACAUUGGAUGUCAGAGAGCGGCAUUAUUGAUGUCUUUGUUCUUCUUGGUCCUACUAAUGAUGAUUUAUUUAAACAAUAUGCAAGUCUGACUGGAACAACACAGCUACCACCGAUGUUUUCCAUAGCAUAUCACCAAUGCAGAUGGAACUAUAAUGAUGAAGAGGAUGUCAAAUCGUGUCCUGAGACAUUGUGUAAUGUACUGUGUAAUUCCCACAUCACAUUGUGCGACAGACCUCUAUGGAUUGAUUUUCCUGAUGAUGUUGACACUUUUUCUAUUGAAGAUGAAUAUUUAAUUGGGAGUAGUUUGUUGGUUCAUCCAGUUACUGAUGCAGCCACAUAUUCAGUAAAUGUUUAUUUCCCAGGACAGGGACAGGUAUGGUAUGAUGUUGACAACCAUAAAGUUUAUACUGGCAAAGGUUUAAUCAGUAUAAGUGCACCUCUCAAUAAGAUUCCAGUAUUUCAGCGUGGUGGUAGUAUUAUUCCUCGUAAAGAGAGAGUUCGUCGCAGUUCAACAUUGAUGCAAGAUGAUCCAUACACUCUAGUUGUUGCUGUAAACAAAGAUGGCUCAGUAUCUCAAUGUCAUAUUCCCCUCAGAAAGAUCGGUGCAUUGAGCUAUGAAAAAAAAGGAAUGGAGGUUGAAAAUCUAAUUAUUGAACAUUCAGUUCAUGCCUGUCUUACAAUACCCAAGAUCUCGCAGUGA